Messenger RNA from Hippopotamus amphibius kiboko, 4797 nucleotides. It is a transcript of the gene RAD21L1, whose product is annotated as RAD21 cohesin complex component like 1. The record is from RefSeq and is a predicted model, not a curated record. The transcript has 13 exons. NCBI's taxonomy places the organism in Eukaryota, Metazoa, Chordata, Mammalia, Artiodactyla, Hippopotamidae. Bases 1786 to 3450 code for a protein of 554 amino acids. Gene Ontology annotation, biological process: synaptonemal complex assembly; mitotic sister chromatid cohesion; replication-born double-strand break repair via sister chromatid exchange. Gene Ontology annotation, molecular function: protein binding; chromatin binding. Gene Ontology annotation, cellular component: cohesin complex; synaptonemal complex.
GCGGGACCCGGGGGCUGGAGGCGGGCUGAGUCACGGGGGCCCCGGUCACCCUCAUCCCCACGCGCCCGCCGGGCUCUUCACAGGCACGAGCCCUGAGGGGAGGAAAAGGGCGCUUGCGGUCACCCCUCAGCCUCAGCGUCCUUCUCUGAGCACCCAGCCUUCAACUCUGAAGAAUAGUUUGUGGGGGGCACCUUAGGCGUCCGUGCCUUUGUUGGUCGCCGUCUUCUCCUCACACCCUUGCCCCCCUCCCCCACCCCAUCACCUUGCAUUCUUCGCCCCUCACCCCCUCGCUCCCCGGAAGGAGCGCCCCUUGUGGCUCUCUCCCCGCCCCCUCUCCCGGAGCGGAGCGUCGGGUUUCUGCUCCUUCUUCCCACCCUCUGCUCCCCUUCGCCCACCGCCCUCACUCUCCUCACCUGGGAUCCUUUCCCACGAAUUAAGCCCACUCCCUGGCUCCUAGUUCCAUGUACUGUCCUUAGCUUUACUUGGCAUGUAGUCAGUUCAACCUAGAAAUAACUCACAGGACAUUGGAGGCUUUGUGGGGGAUUGGGGGGGAGGGGGCCGGAGGUAGGUAUGUGCUGAGGAAAAUCAAUGUCUCAGAAAUACUAAAUCACAGGGUUGUUUUUUCUUAAAGAAGUUUACUAAUAAUAAGACACCUGGGAGCAAUUGAAAAAGACAAAGUGGAAUUUAUUCCAAGAUACCAAACACACAGACGAGGAAGGAAGAAAGUAGAGCCAAGGCAGGCGGAGGCCAUAUGUGGUUUGGUAGAUUGCAUAACCUUUAUUUUGGGCCAAAUGAUUUGAUUGUUGGGGUGGAAAUGGGCAUUGAUCAAAGUUUAUCUAAGUUUUUAAUUCUGUGGCUGAUUUUGUUUUUGUAUUCAUUUUGGUCUAGUUUUCUCUUUUAUCAGAACUUUAGGAAGUUAAAAGAUGCUUCUCUAGUGGCAGUUUAAGGUUACUUAUAUGUAAGCAAUAGCUUGAUUCUUCUCUAGAAGUCAGCCAAAGCGGUAUGACAUCCCUUUGCGUAAUAAUGAAGCCCUAUGAUGUUAUUGAGAAUAGUACAAUUUGUAGAAAUGUGCAUAAAUUUUGGCUUUAAGUGAAGGUUUUCUUUUACCAUUAUUAUUUCUAAACAUUUAAAUUUGAUUCUUUUUUUUCUCCCCUUUUUAUUCUUUUCCUAUAGUUUCUUAUUUUCUUAAUUUUUCCACUUUAUGCUCCUUUGGAGUUAACUUCACAAACUAAUAUAUUGUGGAAUAAACUCUAGCAUCUUAAAAAGAACAAAGAAAUUCAACAGCUGGAUAUAAAUCAAUGAUCCAACCCUUCCCAAAUUCUUGUUUUAGAAAAAGUGGUUACCUGUGUUUGCUUUUCUUAGUUUUGUUCAGCUUUUCCUAUUCUGUUGUUUUUUUCCCUAUUUCCAUCGCCUAUUUUUUUUUUUCCAGUCUUACUCCUCUAUUUAUUUGACCAUGUUAGGAGAACUCAAGUCCUUUGUGGGAUAAGAUAUGUAAAAUAUAAGGACUCAGUGAUCAAAAUACAUUUAAAACAGGUGUGGUUCACAAUCUAAUAGAGUUCUGUCAUUAGUUUAUAGUUUUGUAUUUUAAAUACAAGUUUCUUUUUACAAGAAAAUAAUUUGAAUUGAAUAAUGCAUUGAAUUAGAAGAUAAUUUAUUAUUUUAUAGAAUUAAUAAAAAAUGGUUUUGCUUGCUGUAAAAUAGCACUAAAAGAUUUUUGUAUCAAAACUCAAAUAUCUUUUAAUGUUCUUUCUAGUUCAUUAAAUACUACUAAGGAAUACAGGCAACAUGUUCUACACACAUGUGCUUAUGAGUAAGCGAGGGCCAUUGGCCAAAAUCUGGCUUGCAGCUCACUGGGAGAAGAAACUUACAAAGGUCCAUGUAUUUGAAUGUAAUCUAGAGAUAACCAUUGAAAAAAUUCUUUCACCUAAGGUGAAAAUUGCACUUCGGACUUCAGGACAUCUUCUUUUGGGAGUUGUUCGAAUCUAUAAUAGGAAGGCAAAAUAUCUUUUGGCAGAUUGCAGUGAAGCACUGCUUAAAAUGAAGAUGACAUUUCGCCCAGGAUUGGUUGACCUUCCAAAAGAGAAUUUUGAAGCAGCUUACAAUGCAAUCACAUUGCCAGAACAAUUUCAUGAUUUUGAUACCCAGAGUGCGAAUGCUAUUGCUGUUUCAGAACACUUUGCUCAGAACCAAAGCAAACCAGAAGAAAUCACACUUAGAGAAGAUUAUGGCAAUGAUCUACUUUUCCAAGCUGCGAGCUUUGGGGAGGAACCUGAAAUUCUCAGAAGACAUAGCUUCUUUGAUGACAACAUAUUGCUGAAUUCUAGUGGUCCUUUAGUUGAACAUAGUUCUGGAAGCCUCACUGGAGAUAAGUCUCUGUUCUAUGACAGUGGAGAUGGAUUUGGAGAUGAAGGGGCUGCAGGAGAAAUGAUUGACAAUCUAUUGCAAGAUGGUCAGAAUAUUCUGUUAGAUGACAUGCAUUUAAAGAGAGAAAUUUCCCUGCUUCCUGAGCCUCCUGAUACUAUAGUGGUAGAACCAGAUAAUCCAGAGUGUGUACGUCCACCUGAAAAUGAAAAAAUGGAUGAAACCACAUUAUCAAUUGAAGAGGAAGGAUUUACCCUUGACCCAAUUGAUACUUCAGAUUUUGCUGAAAAAAGAAAAGGCAAAAAGAGGAAAUUGCUCAUAGAUCCAGUCAAGGAGAUCAGUAGCAAAAUUAUGCAUAGACAGAUUACUUUCUUUAUGGACACACUCGUGGUUUUGGAACUUGCACCUCCUACCCAAAGACUGAUGAUGUGGAAGCUGAGGGGAGGAGCAGAUACACUUCUGUCAACUGCUGCCCUGGAUUUGACUCAUGCCGAACUGAAAAUGUUGUUUACAAAAUGCUUUGUGUCCUCUGGCUUUAAACUUGGAAGAAAAUUGAUGCAGAAGGAGUCAUUAAGGGAAGAAAUGGGAAGCAAAAACAUAAUAGAGACCUCCAUGAUGGAAGAACCAAAUGCCCUGCAAGAGUUAAGUCAAUCCAAAACUUGGAAGGAAGUGACUGAUGGAUCUAAGUGUAACUCUCUUGAGGAUACCAAUAAAAAUACUAACUCUGAUGAUAUUGUUGAAAUGGUAUCUUCAGCUGCUGAGGAAUCAUCUUUAAUGAAUGCCCUCUUCACACAAGAGAUUGAAAAUUGUUCAUUUGAAUUGGAUUCAUUGGGGAAUGAACAAAAUAUUGAGGCAGAGAGAUGGAGUCGAAGAAUACUUCAGAUGUUACAUAGUUUGCGGGAAUCCAACAAGAUGGGGAUGCAGUACUUUAGUCUGAUGAAGCUCUGCAGAAAUAAUGACCGAAAACAAGCUGCUGCCAAAUUUUAUAGCUUUCUUGUCCUCAAAAAACAGCGGGCUAUUGAGCUGAGCCAGAGUGCUCCCUAUGCAGACAUUAUAGCUACAGUGGGACCAAUGUUCCAUAACAUGUGAAGGAAAUCCAGAACAUGCAGAUUUAUGUCAUCACUGGAAUUUCUGUAGAGAUUGUUCAGUUUAAUGCAGAAGCCACCUGCAAGCAGCGGAAGGUCUGAUCCAUUUCAUAGAUAGGUUGAUCUCCUGUUUCCUCUUUGUAAGCUCAGAAUAAUCAUAGCCAGAAUUGGAAACCUAUAUGCUCACAGAAAUAAUUAUAGCUAAGUAAUAUUUUUAACUUAGCUGAUUUGAAUGCAUAUCAUUUACCAUUUCCCUGACUUGAAUGUUGCAUUCAGAAUACAUUUUUAAAAUACUAUAUGCUUUAUGCCUUCAAGAAACAGUCAAGGAUUUUUAAAAAUUGGAUUAUUUACUUAAAUUUUAUGGGAUUAAUUAAUAAUUAACACUGUCUUAUUUCCCCACAGACAAUAAUUUAUUUGAUUCCAGUGCAUAUCAUUCUUGAUUUGUUAUGCCCUGGUUUUUAAUCUAUCUUAAUUGAAGAGUUAUAAAAUUCAUCUUAGUUUUAAAUUAUCUGAGUGGCUUUCGUCUAAUUAUAGAUCAUUCAGCCUAUUUAUUUACUAUUUAAUGAUUAUUAUGACCAUUAUUUAUGUAUCAGCAAAAUUAAAUCUGCUUCUUAAUGUUAAAAAAAAUUAAUGGACACUUAUUCAGCAUGCAGCUACAAUUCAAGUAAAGGUCACUAAAAUAAAUAUUCUUUGGUGUUUACUGAGCAUUUUUUACAUUAAAACCAUAAUUUUUCUUUUUUCUUAGUUGAAGUUUGAGUUAAAUUUUCAUUUAAUGCUCUGUGAGCUUCAUUGUGUACUGUAAAAUGAAGCCUGUGGUACUCUCUAAAAUAUUAUUGUACCUGGAAUUAUGCUACAGACUAAAUUCUAAAAUGGCCCCUUUGAAUGUAUUAAUUAUAAGUUUUAAAUGUCAAAUUGCCUUUUUAAAAAAUUUCCUUUAAUUUUUUAGUUAACACACAGAAAACCUUUUUUAUUUUGGUGCACAGUAUGAAUUUUACACGUAUAGAUUCCUGUAACCACCACCAGAACCAGGAUACCAAAAAACUACCGUGUACUAUUGCUUUGUAGUCACACCCUUCCCCCAUUCUAACUCCUGGCAACUACUCCUCUAACUGACUAUAGUUUUAUCUUUUUAAGAAUGUCAUACAAAUGGAAUUAUAUAGCAUGUAACCUUUUUGAGACUGGCUUCUUUCACUCACUGUGUCUUUGAGAUUAGUACAAAUUGUAACAUGUCAGGGGUUCAAUCCUGUGUGUUGCUGAGUAGUUGUGUGUUGCUGAGUGGUAUUCUGUUGUCUGGAUAUACCACAGUUUAUUUAUGCAUUUACCCCCUGAAGGACAUUUAAGUUGUUUCCAG